ACUUCCGCCGGGUCAGAGGUCACCGCAGUUUGAGCAAAGAUGGCGUCGCUGAGUGACAAGUCAGUUUGGGACGAGGUGGAGGAUGGAAUCGGAGAAGAAGUGUUGAAGAUGUCCACGGACGAGAUCGUCCAGAGGACUCGUCUCCUCGACAGCGAGAUCAAGAUCAUGAAGAGCGAGGUGCUGCGCGUGACCCACGAGCUGCAGGCCAUGAAGGAUAAGAUCAAAGAAAACACGGAGAAGAUCAAAGUGAACAAGACGCUGCCCUACCUGGUGUCCAACGUGAUCGAGCUGCUGGACGUGGACCCCAACGACCAGGAGGAGGACGGGGCCAACGUGGACCUGGACUCCCAGAGGAAAGGCAAGUGCGCCGUCAUUAAGACCUCCACCCGGCAGACCUACUUCCUGCCCGUGAUCGGGCUGGUGGACGCGGAGAAGCUGAAGCCCGGAGACCUGGUUGGUGUCAACAAGGACUCCUACCUGAUCCUGGAGACCUUACCCACCGAGUAUGACUCCAGAGUCAAGGCCAUGGAGGUGGACGAGCGCCCCACGGAGCAGUACAGCGACAUCGGAGGUCUGGACAAGCAGAUCCAGGAGCUGGUGGAGGCCAUCGUGCUGCCCAUGAACCACAAGGAGAAGUUUGAGAACCUCGGCAUCCAGCCACCCAAGGGAGUCCUGAUGUACGGUCCACCUGGAACUGGUAAGACCCUCCUGGCCAGGGCCUGCGCCGCUCAGACCAAGGCCACUUUCCUGAAGCUGGCAGGUCCACAGCUGGUCCAGAUGUUCAUCGGAGAUGGAGCCAAGCUGGUGAGAGAUGCCUUCGCUCUGGCCAAAGAGAAGGCCCCGUCCAUCAUCUUCAUCGACGAGCUGGACGCCAUCGGGACCAAGAGGUUUGACAGCGAGAAGGCGGGAGACAGAGAGGUGCAGAGGACCAUGCUGGAGCUGCUCAAUCAGCUGGACGGGUUUCAGCCCAACAUGCAGGUCAAGGUGAUUGCCGCCACCAACAGAGUGGACAUCCUGGACCCUGCGCUGCUCCGUUCAGGUCGUCUGGACAGGAAGAUUGAGUUCCCGAUGCCAAACGAAGAGGCCAGAGCUCGCAUCAUGCAGAUCCACUCCCGCAAGAUGAACGUCAGCCCUGACGUCAACUACGAGGAGCUGGCUCGCUGCACCGACGACUUCAACGGAGCCCAGUGCAAAGCCGUGUGUGUGGAGGCCGGCAUGAUCGCCCUGCGGCGUGGGGCCACGGAGCUGAACCAUGAAGAUUACAUGGAGGGAAUCCUGGAGGUCCAGGCCAAGAAGAAGGCCAACCUUCAGUACUACGCCUGAGGACACUGUCUGUGUCUGUGUUUAUAUGUGAGAGGAUCUUAGAUUAUUAAAACAGUUGUUGGGUAAACACUUGUUAAAGUUGCUGAUUUACUUGGGUUAAUAAAAAUAAAUAAAA
Messenger RNA from Anoplopoma fimbria (sablefish), 1438 nucleotides. It is a transcript of the gene psmc3, whose product is annotated as proteasome 26S subunit, ATPase 3. NCBI's taxonomy places the organism in Eukaryota, Metazoa, Chordata, Actinopteri, Perciformes, Anoplopomatidae. Gene Ontology annotation, cellular component: proteasome regulatory particle, base subcomplex. Gene Ontology annotation, biological process: proteasome-mediated ubiquitin-dependent protein catabolic process. The coding region runs from base 40 to 1323 and encodes 427 amino acids. The record is from RefSeq and is a predicted model, not a curated record. The transcript has 2 exons. Gene Ontology annotation, molecular function: ATP binding; ATP hydrolysis activity; proteasome-activating activity.